UCUGGUUACCCGAGAGGGGGAGUGAGGAAGGUGGGAGUCAAUCAUUUUGACAAGUCUCCUGAAAAGAACAGCUAGCAGGAGCUGAACCCUUUUUCCAUUUGGUCUCGUGGCAAAGGCAGAGAUCACACCAGCAGCUCCACACAAUAUGCCGUGCUCACUAGUGCCCUCUGAACAGUCUUCUGGUACCUCUCUUUUGCCUAAAGACAAUGCCCCAUUUUCUUGGGAUUCCUUGGAUGAGGACGGAUUGGAUGACUCCUUGCUGGAGCUGUCUGAUGGGGAAGAUGACGGCCAUUUCAGUUUCACGGAGGAAGAGAUUCAGGAACUCUUGAAGGAUGAUGACCUAUCAAAUGAGCACUUUUCUUGGGGAGGAGGCUUGCCUAACCAUGACAGCAGGAAUGUUGAGAAGGGAGGGAAAGGGAGUCAAAUUCCACUUGCUACUCCCCAAGAGAAAAAUUCAUUGUACAGCUUGGGACCAGAAGCUGAGACCACUAGCCUCUUCAAACUACCUCAACUAAAUACAUCAGUUGGUCAUGGACCAACUCCUCCUAAACCAUUGAACAGACGCUUUGCACUAGAAAAGAAUCUUAUAAAAGUUACAGUUGCACCAUUUGAUCCAACAGUUUGUAAUGUUGUACUUGAUAAGGACAAGACUGAUACAUCCAAAGUUACUGAAAAACCCUCCUCCCUUGGAGAAGAGAUGAGAGAAGAUGGUCUUAGCCUAAAUGAGAGCACAAUUUGCACAGAAUCUGAAGGGAUCAGCCUCAGUAACUCUGCCUAUGAUGGGUCCCCACUCCCUUUUUCAAACAGUAACUUUCAACAAACUGUCUCUGAUAAAAAUAUGUCUGACAGUAAGAAACCUACACCUGUAUUCUCUCAGAUCUUGGACCAUUCAGAAACUCCUAAUACAGGGUCAGCCUGGAGAAAUGGAUCACAUAAAUCAAGUUUUGAAAUGAGGUUUCCGGUUGUUUCCAGUUCAUCAAACAAAGAUGUUCUUGACAAGGAUUCUGGGAAGCUGAAGGUCCAUGAAAAAAGACUAGGCAAAGUCAUUCCUGUUCUGCAAACCAAAACAAGGACUAAUAUUCCGACGUUUUCACCAUCAGAUCUAGAAAAGCAGAAGCAAAGUUAUCUCAGGAAUGUCAUUGCUCAUAUAGAAGACCCAGUGGACUCUAACCAAGGUACCUUGGGGGAGCUGUGUGCCUUGAUGGGUCAAGUUCAUCACAUGCAGAACCCAAAAUGGCAGCAUCCUUCGGACCUCACCAGGCGAAACUACGCCCGGUUCCGACAGAAGUCUCUGCAAAGAUACAGUCUGACUCAGUGGGUUGACCAGAACAUGCGAAGCCACCAUCGGUUCCAGCGUCUACCAGAUUUCCCGUACAGUCCAUUUGUCUCCUCCCAUCAGCAGUGAAGGUCCCUAUCCAGGGUCCUGUCCAGAGCAGCGUCUCAUCUUCUGCUGUUUUGUGCUUUGUAGAUUUUGAAAUUUAUUUUUCACAACAUUUUAAUUUAAAGAACUCGUCACCUUUUGGAAAUGCCCAUUGCUGACUUGAAAUUUUUUGUAUAAGGUCCUUCCUGUUUAUGUGUGUGUAUGCAUUUAAGCAGUGUUGAGUUGAUAAUAGUUUUAAUUUUUUAAUUUAAAUUGAAGGUGGCUGCCGCCUGAAAGCCGGCAUUAAGUCAAAACACCCAGGAUCAAGCAAAACACCCACCUCUAUGCAGAGGUGAAGUCUACUUCUGGUGCCCAAAAGAAAUCAUCUUUUAAUCUCCUAUGAGGAAGAGAUUCUUUAUCAGGCUGCAAGCCAGUGUUAAUUAUUGCUGAUGACUUAUAAAUGGAUACAAGUCACUUUUAACAACGCCUCUUACCUUUUUUAUUUGAAUCUCCGAAUACCUGUCAGUAUUUUAAAGUUGGUAAUCCAGGACAUCUGAAGUAGUUGAAAGGACAAAUUAGAAGUGUAAAUCUUUUCUUCUUUUUGUACCUAC
Orcinus orca (killer whale) is the source of this 1971-nucleotide messenger RNA. Its product is annotated as S100P-binding protein. Gene Ontology annotation, cellular component: nucleus; cytosol. The transcript has a single exon. Gene Ontology annotation, molecular function: calcium-dependent protein binding. The record is from RefSeq and is a predicted model, not a curated record. NCBI's taxonomy places the organism in Eukaryota, Metazoa, Chordata, Mammalia, Artiodactyla, Delphinidae. Bases 146 to 1405 code for a protein of 419 amino acids.